AGGCGAACGUUCGCGCAGACUCGGUCGUCUUCGUGUUGCUCCAGCCGGGGUUCCCACAAAGAGAAAUAAAGAAAGGAAGGUGGCGAAGCGCGCGAGCGAGCCCCGUGCAAAAAUCAUUAAAACGCGUGCUCGUUUCGCGGCUGCGGCUUACGUCGCGUGUUGAUUCCGGCCCGGUGAUUUAUCAGCGGGCGAUCACAAGCAGGACUCACCGCCUCGGCCACACCGCUCGCCCGCGCGGUGUUGGCAUCCUCUUCAGGUCGAAGACUUCACGAAAAAGUUACUCGUUAGCCUCCGGACCCGGUCGAGAGAUACUUCACGUUCCGCGGUAUUCCUUACAUGUACAGCCACCACGGGCUCUGGGACGGUUUGGGCAGCAGUGGGAUCACGACAACACGCGCCGGCGGCGGCAUGGAGUGGACCCGCGACAAAACCCUGGAGCUGCUGCGCGAAUACCAGCAGCGACGUGUUCUCUGGGACUGGAACGCCCGCGGAUACCGAGACCGCGCGAAGCGCAAACGAGCGAUCCAGGAGCUCGCCGAGAUCCUCCGCUGCAACACGCUCGAGGUCGAGAAGAAGAUCACGAAUCUCAAGUGCCAGUACUCGCGGGAGGUGCACAAGAUACAGAACAGUCGCGACGCCGCAACCGGCCCCGAUGACGUUUACGUCUCCAAGUGGUUCGCCUUCAAGGCCAUGCAGUUUCUACAAUUCGGCACACGUAGAUAUAGCAAGCGGAAGAAGAAAGUUGAGGAGGAACCUACGAAACUACAGGAAGAAUAUAUCGUGAGCGACAUCGAUCCGGAGAGUAUCACGUUUACGGAUUGUAACGAGGAGACGAACGGCUCCGGUACUGGUUCCUUCAACGCCUCGCUGAGUGAAGACGCCGAGGAGUCCUCGUCGUUUAGUCUAAAGGCGAUGGAACUGUACAAUGGCUCCCUGCUGGCAAGCCAGGAUGAUUCACCGGCCGAUCUCGACGAGGCUGGGCAGAUGAAACUCAAGCCUCGCCCGCCGGAGAACGAAAAGGAACGAAAGAAAACGAAGGAAGAGUUUGCUAAGUUUGGCGAGAGCAUUGCCGUGCAACUUGCCGAGAUUCCCGACUCAUACUCAAGAUCGGUCGCCAAGCUUAGGAUCAACCAGAUUCUCUUCGAGGCGGAGAUCGGGAUCUACGCGCAAACGCAUCGCUAAUGAGCCGUUGGUUCGAAGCUGAGGUCUGCGCGAAACGACGCGAACAUCCGAGACGUGGGGGAUAAACUGCGAUAAAGUCAUUGUAUUCGUGGAGCAUCGUCAUCGUUUCCGAUUUACGUUUGCUCCAACUGUAACGAGCUUCAACGAGCCUGUAACUCGCUCGCUUAUCCGAGUAGAUUUCGGAACGUAGGACACAUGGAGGAUAAAAAAAAAGUGGACUCGCCAAGUAAAACGAAUAAAAUUAUUCGAUACAAGAGACCUAGUUUUAUCUAUCGAUCGAUCAACCGAGCGUUGCACGUGCGUUACGAGUAGAGUGCCGCAACGAAACAAAUCCAUGCAUCUUCCAUUUAUUCUUUGUAAUAACUUACUUUUAAUAGAUGAAACAUUAUUUAAAUUAUUACGCAUUUUGGAUUUAGAGAGUUAAAGGAAUCAAAUGUGGUAAUACGUGUGCAAUAUUAAAAGCCGACGCGAAUGUUGACGAGCUUGGUAACUUUAAUGAUCGCACUGUAUCCGCGUUGUAAACCGGAUGUUUCUAAAGACUGAAUCGAUGAACAAGACUGUAAAUAACCAAUUUAUCCCCUUCUUUUUUUAAGUGAAAGCGAGAAUGUGUUGAUAUUAAAUUAAUCUUUUUUUUUUUAAGCUAAAACUGUUAUUUUUUAUCGUACUUGUGUUUAUACAUACAUACGUAUUUUGCAAAAAACAUUAUCGAUAUAAAAAGAUGUCGAUACUAACUUUGGAGUACUAUUGUGGGUGAAUUUUUACUAAAUUGCUGCUAAUUCAAGUUUAGUAUAAUUUUUAUGAUUCAAAAUUUUGAUAGUUUGAAAUAAUAUUUUGUUUACAUUAAAAUAGUGUUUAAUUAUUUUUUUACUUUGCAAUUAGAAAAGAGUCUCAAUUUUUACCUAAAGUGAUAUUAAUAUAAGAAAAAUAUGAGUAGCACUUUAGGGUCAAACAUUAUAUAUUAUGUAUCGUUUUUAUUUAAACAAUUUUACUAUCGCGUUUUUUUAUUAAUUUAAAUCAUUUUAGCUUUCUGAUAUUAUCCCUUUUUGAUGCUUGGCAUCAUUUCGAAUGCAGCGUUAAUAUAAAACGAAUAAUUAAGAUAAUCAGCUGAAUAAGCUUUUUUUAAAGAAUUUUUUCAAUUAUUGAAGAAAAAAAUUGGUGACAAUGAGAUAUGAAUGCGAAUAAAUAUAAAAUUUUUUGUAAUCACCGCAAUAAUUUACACGCGCAUACACACACACACACACACACACAAAGAGAAAGACUAUUUCAACUUCUUAAAUAUGCAAUACUAAUUGUCGCUAGCUCGAUGUAGCUCAGUAAAAAUAGUUACUUUUUUUUAGCGCUAAGAUUUUCAAUGUCCAUUAAAUUAAAGAUCUAAUAGCGGUGAUUGCAAAUUUAUAUUAGUCUCAAUAUAUAAUUUUUUUUCUGCGACAAAUAGUUAUCAAUACAUGUAUAAACACAGAAGUAAAUUACACUAGUAAAUUAAAUAAUGCAUUAUAUUGAUUUAAUAGUAUUAACGUUUUUAAAAUAUAUGAAGUCCCAAAGCAAAUGAUGCAACAUGUCUCCAUUAAUCUUUGAAAUAUUUGUGCGAAGCAAAUAAAAAUAAAUGCACACGUAGCUCCUACUGAUUAAUUUUUUUUUUAAAUUAAUGUUAUAGCGAAAAUAUUAGUAAGAAGAGAGGAGCUAAUAAGUCGUUAAUAUUUGAAUAUUCAUUCCGAAAAAUCAAAAAUAAAACUAAAUCAAAUAAUUUGCAAUUUUGAAAUAAUUGAUUAGUUAAUUUAGUAAUUUAUCUUACAAAUUCAGUGAUUAUAGUUAUUGUUAGAACAAUUUGAACAUCCUUGAUUAUUUGUAAUGAAAUUUGUAUGUACAAUUAAGCAAUUUUUUCUUCGACAAAUAAUCUUUCACACCCUUUGCAAUUAUUUGAAUAUAUUUUUGGGGUAAAUUUUAUAUUUUAUAUAUGUAUAUAUUUGUAUAUGUUGAAAUUUGUACAUUUUGUUCAAUAAAAAUAUAGCGUUAAUGUUA
Molecule: messenger RNA, 3201 nt
Organism: Monomorium pharaonis (pharaoh ant)
Lineage: Eukaryota; Metazoa; Arthropoda; Insecta; Hymenoptera; Formicidae
Exons: 2
Coding region: 337-1182 (281 amino acids)
Source: RefSeq, a predicted model, not a curated record